Messenger RNA from Manacus vitellinus (golden-collared manakin), 1109 nucleotides. It is a transcript of the gene HTRA2, whose product is annotated as HtrA serine peptidase 2. Gene Ontology annotation, molecular function: serine-type endopeptidase activity; protein binding. NCBI's taxonomy places the organism in Eukaryota, Metazoa, Chordata, Aves, Passeriformes, Pipridae. Gene Ontology annotation, biological process: proteolysis; programmed cell death; positive regulation of apoptotic process. Gene Ontology annotation, cellular component: mitochondrion. The record is from RefSeq and is a predicted model, not a curated record.
AUGGUGGCUGUCUGUGGGCCCGGAGCGCCGUUUGCGGCCCGCGCUGAACGCAAGCCGUGCCCCCCCCCGCCGCCCGCUCCGCCGCCCGCCUCGCCCCGCGCCGCCUUCAACUUCAUCGCCGACGUGGUGGAGAAAACGGCACCCGCGCUGGUCUACGUGGAGAUCGUGGGCAGGCACCCCUUUCUGGGCCGGGACGUGCCCAUCUCCAACGGCUCGGGGUUCCUGGUGUCCCCGGACGGGCUCAUCGUCACCAACGCACACGUGGUGGCCAACCGGCGGCGCGUGCGGGUGAAGCUGGCGAGCGGCGAGCAGUACGACGCCGUGGUGCAGGACGUGGACCAGGUGGCCGACAUCGCCACCAUCAAGAUCAAGCCCAAGCACCCGCUGCCCACGCUGCCGCUGGCGCUCGCCGAGGUGCGCAAGGGCGAGUCGUGGUGGCCAUGGGGCAGCCCCUUCGCGCUGCAGAACACCAUCACCUCGGGCAUCGUGAGCUCGGCGCAGCGCGGCAGCCGCGAGCUGGGCCUGGCCGCCUCCGACAUGGAGUACAUCCAGACCGACGCCGCCAUCGAUUUUGGGAACUCCGGGGGCCCCCUCGUCAACCUGGAUGGCGAGGUGAUUGGGGUGAACACCAUGAAGGUGACAUCGGGCAUCUCCUUUGCCAUCCCCUCCGACCGGCUCCGGAAGUUCCUGCAAAGGGAGGAGCAGCGCAAGAGCUCUUGGUUUGGCAAUGCAGAGACGAAGCGCCGGUACAUCGGGGUGAUGAUGCUGACCCUCACUCCCAGCAUCCUGGCGGAGCUGAAGCUGCGUGACCCCAGCUUCCCCGACGUGUCCUACGGUGUGCUGAUCCACAAGGUGAUCAUCGGCUCCCCGGCCCAUCAGGCUGGGCUGAAGGCCGGUGACGUGGUGCUGGAGAUCAAUGGGGCGGCGUCGCGGCGCGCCGAGGACGUGUACGAGGCGGUGCGGACGCAGCAGAACCUGGCCAUGCUGGUGCGCCGUGGCCACGACACGCUGCUGCUGAGCGUCGUGCCUGAGGCGACGGAAUAGCGGGGACCGCCCGGGGCUGAGAGCAGGACUGAGCUGUGUCUGUGCCAGCAGAUCGGAAGAGCACA